UAAAUUAAAGAAUGUUAUUGUAACAUUUGAAAAGGAGCGUGAUGCAACCAAAAGAGCUUUUGAUUUGUCCAAGAAGCAAGUGGAUGCAGUCUUGCGUGAGCGUGAUCUGGCCAGAAAGGACUUGACCAAGGCCAACAAGAUGACUUCGGAUCUCAUGGAUCAGAUAACUUUAUUGGAAAAGCAACAGAAAACGCUUGAAAAUGAAAUUAAAGGUUAUCAGGCAGCCGCCCAGAAGCAAAGUAUGCUGAUGCUGAAAAUUGAAAAAGAUCGCGAUAGGAAUGCAGAAGAAGCCCAAAACUUGAGCGAAAAACUUGAGCAAAUGAAUGAAGAUUUGUUGUACAAACAGAAUCAAAUCACAGAAUUGCGCGAGAAGCUAAAGGAAACUGAAUCGAAGCUUUUCCAGUGUCAGAAUUCGUUGGAGAUGACCAGGAGUGAAAGGAACAUCUUUGAACGCGAUUUAGCCACAAGUAUUCGAGAUAAUGAAAGUUUAAAGGAACGUCUGAAAACAUCUGUGCACUCCGUCGAUCAGCUUAAGGAUGACAACGCAUCCAAAGUGGCUGAUCUGUUCAAGGCAAAUAAGACCAUUGACAAAAUUGAAAAGGAAAAACAGUCGCUGAAAACAGAAGUGCAAAACAUUUCAAUUACUCUACAACAUACCAAAUCAGAGCUCAAUGAAAAGAUGAUGGAAAAUGCUCGACUGAAUAAGACGCUCACAGAAGAUGCUGCAACCAUGACUCGGUUGAAGAAACAGCUUGAUGGAACAAUUAAUGAAAAAGACUUGAUAAAAGUACAAUUGACGCAACGUGUAGAAGAGAUUAAUAAUCUAACCGAAAAGUUGAAUAUGCUUAAUAUGGCAUUGGAUCGAGGAGAAAGUCAGUACAGAGAUCGGUUAGACGAUAUUAGACUGCUGAAAAUAGAGAUUAGUAAUCUAAGAUCGCAAAGAAAUCUUCUAACGAGAGGGUUGGCUAAUACAGCUGACAUGCGACAGGAAGUGCUCCAGUUGAACCGGGUGCUAAAUCAAGAACGCGUGAAAGCAAGAGCACUUGAAGAUGAAAUGUUGACGCCAAUGAACGUUCACCGAUGGCGCAAAUUGUCAGGGAAAGAUCCGGAGAAGAUGGAUCUCAUAGUGAAAGUGCAAACGUUACAGCGUAGAGUUCUAUACCAAUCGGUAACUGUAUCCGAGCAAGAGAAAACUAUCAACGAGUCAGACAAGAUGUAUGGCGAGUUAAAAGAUGUUGUAGAGAAACUACCGCACCAGAAAAUGAAGGAACAGUUAUGUGCUACACAAAGAGCUCUCACUGCGCGCACUAAGAAAUUGAAAGCAUUAUCAGCAGAGAUUCGCAUCAAGGAGAUCGACAGCAAAAGCCAAGAGUGCCUGGUAGAUGAAUUGAAGAAAUCUCUCUUAGAAACCAAAAAGGAACUUGUUAAGGAGAAACGAGAGAAACAAAAGCUUACGGAAACAAUGCGCAAUACUCUGAUGCCAGCCAAUGGGGUUCGUAGACCGUCCACUCAUCCGUCGAAUGUUAUUAUGGUUCAGAGAAACACUACCAGCGGAGGCUAUCGAAUGCUAGGAUCCGGGUAUAAAAUUAGCUGUUGAAAUGGGCCCUUCUAAGUGAUGAACUAUUUUGAGAGGUGAAAUAUAUUUUAGAUUAUUUUAGUUUCUUGUCAAUAGUCACUAUACCAGAUAUCAGCAUUAAAUUUCGGCACAAAUUUAUCAGAUCUUGUAUCAAAAAGCGUCACAAAUAAAUGUCCAUUAAUAAUAAAA
Messenger RNA from Aedes aegypti (yellow fever mosquito), 1765 nucleotides. RefSeq names its product cilia- and flagella-associated protein 58-like. The transcript has 4 exons. The record is from RefSeq and is a predicted model, not a curated record. Gene Ontology annotation, cellular component: cytoskeleton. The coding region runs from base 140 to 1597 and encodes 485 amino acids. NCBI's taxonomy places the organism in Eukaryota, Metazoa, Arthropoda, Insecta, Diptera, Culicidae.